UUUGUCCUGACCAUAAUACUUCCACAAGAAUUACAAGCAACAGGAUGUAUAUGAUCGGAAGCGAGGCCUUAGCGAAGCACCUUUUCCGGUAAAUAUUCAUUUGACAACAAGUAACGUUCAACAUGUUAGCGAAAUUGUCAUUUACCAGACCAAGAUCGGCUACUGCGUCUUGGAUUUUCAAAAGUUACAGGUUUUCUAGUCAAGAUCUAGUAGCACACGUGAAGUAUCCGGCAGUGCAAGGUAUAAGACUGUUUAACACUUCUCGUGCACCAGGAAAUCAGAAACAGAGCAAGAAUGAAGGAAAUUUGAAGAAAGCUAAAACAGGAGUAAUGUUGGUCAAUAUGGGUGGGCCUAGUACAUUGGAUGAAGUUCGUGAUUUUUUGUUUCGUUUGUUUUCUGAUAAAGACCUCAUACCACUUCCAGCUCAAAGUCGUCUGGCACCAUUUAUAGCUAAACGAAGAACACCACGGAUACAAGAGCAAUAUGGUAAAAUUGGAGGAGGAUCACCUAUAAGGAAAUGGACUGAGAAACAAGGAGAUGAAAUGGUGGAAAUUCUUGAUGAAAUAAGUCCUAAAACCGCUCCACAUAAAUAUUACAUUGGAUUUCGAUAUGCUAAUCCACUUACAGAAGAUACUUUGGAGGAAAUUGAAAAGGAUGGCUUGGAUAGAGUGGUUGCAUUCACUCAGUAUCCUCAAUAUUCGUGCUCAACAACUGGAAGUAGUUUAAAUGCAAUAUACCGUUUUUACAAGAAAAGAAAUUUGGAUUCCAAUGUGAAGUGGAGUGUCAUUGAUAGAUGGCCAACACACCCAGGUCUUGUAGAGGCAUUUGCAGAAAACAUAAAAAUAGAGCUGGAAAAGUUUCCAGAAGCUGUGAGAGAUGAAGUUGUGAUUCUUUUCUCUGCUCAUUCUUUACCAAUGAAGGUUGUGAACAGAGGGGAUCCUUAUCCUGGUGAAGUUGCAGCAACUGUCCAUAAUGUUAUGCAAAAAAUACAUUUUAGUAACCCAUAUAGACUUGUUUGGCAAUCUAAGGUGGGUCCUCUUCCAUGGCUAGGACCAUCAACAGAGGAAGCUAUUGAGGGUCUGUGUAAGAAUGGUCAAAAACAUAUGCUGCUUGUUCCAAUUGCAUUUACGUCAGAUCACAUUGAGACACUUUAUGAAUUAGAUAUUGAAUAUAUGGAAGAAACUGCACAAAAAGCUGGAGUGGAAAUGAUCAGACGCGCUGCAAGUCUCAACGAUAAUCCAAUAUUUAUUAAGGCUAUGGCCGACAUUGUAAAAGCUCAUUUAGAAUCGAAUGAUGUAUGCUCAACUCAACUACCAUUACGAUGUCCCAUGUGCGUGAACAUUACAUGCAAAGAAGCGAAGGAAUUUUUUAGGAAUCAAAAAAUUCAGUGACCAUCGCUGUGAAGUCUGGUAAACAAUUCAAUUAUACCCAGGAUGAAUUUGGGGUGAUGUUACUUGAAAGAGUUUAGAAUUCUGUCUAAUCCUUUAGAGGUUUCCAUUUCAGACUCCUCGUACCGAGGAUGUAAAUGCGUGUAAAGAAAAACAAUGAACAUAG
Messenger RNA from Dendronephthya gigantea, 1554 nucleotides. RefSeq names its product ferrochelatase, mitochondrial-like. Gene Ontology annotation, molecular function: protoporphyrin ferrochelatase activity. NCBI's taxonomy places the organism in Eukaryota, Metazoa, Cnidaria, Anthozoa, Malacalcyonacea, Nephtheidae. The record is from RefSeq and is a predicted model, not a curated record. The transcript is spliced from 11 exons. Gene Ontology annotation, biological process: heme biosynthetic process. The coding region runs from base 123 to 1391 and encodes 422 amino acids.